Microthlaspi erraticum is the source of this 1374-nucleotide messenger RNA. The record is from the annotation of a GenBank genome assembly. Lineage: Eukaryota; Viridiplantae; Streptophyta; Magnoliopsida; Brassicales; Brassicaceae.
AUGGCCGAGGGAGUUGUGUUGUUCGGAGUACAGAAGCUCUGGGAGCUCCUGAGUCGAGAAUCUGAGCGGUUUCAGGGAGUUCAUGAGCAAGUUUCUGAGCUACAACGUCAGCUGGGAAGGUUACAGUCCUUGUUGAACGAUGCAGAUGCCAAGAAACACGACAGUGGCAGAGUGAGAAACUUCUUGGAUGAUGUCAAAGACAUUGUGUAUGAUGCUGAGGAUAUAACUGAAACUUUUCUACUGAAUGAAGAACGAGCAAAAGUAAAAGGGAUCAAGGAAUCAAUGAGAAGGCUCGCUUGCUUCUUACCAGAUCGCAGGAAGUUUGAUUCAGAUAUCAAAGGCAUAACUAUGAGGAUAUCUGAUGUGAUUGGAGAGAUGCAGAGCGUUGGAAUACUACAAAUCAUUGAUGGUGGUGGUUCUUUGCUGCCUCUGCAGCAUAGACAAAGAGAGAUCAGACAAACAUUUCCUAAGAACUCGGAGACAGAUCUUGUCGGGGUGGAAAAGAGUGUUGAAGAUUUAGUUGAGCGUUUGGUUGGGAAUAACAACAUUCAAGUGGUUUCUAUAUCUGGUAUGGGAGGUAUUGGUAAAACCACUCUCGCUAGACAGGUUUUCCAUCACGACAUGCAUGAUUCAGACGUUUUAGGGAUGGAUAAACAUACGCUCCAGUGUAAACUUUUUGAGUUGUUGGAAACUGGUAGAUAUUUGAUUGUGCUUGAUGAUGUAUGGAAUGUAGAAGAUUGGGACCGAAUCAAAGCAGUGUUUCCACAGAACGGCGGCUGGAAGAUAUUGCUUACUUCUCGCAAUGAAGGUUUACAUGCAGAUCCAACAUGUUCUUUCUUUAGACUGAGAAGCCUUACUCAUGAACAAAGUUGGACACUAUGUCGAAGGAUAGCAUUUCCUAGUAGAGAUACAACAGAAUCUAUGGCUGUGGAAGAAAUGGAAGCUAUGGGUAAGAAAAUGGUUACAAAUUGUGGAGGACUACCAUUAGCUGUUAAGGUGUUGGGAGGUUUGUUAGCUGGGAAACAUUCGAUUCCCGAGUGGGAAAAAGUAUAUGAAAACAUUGGACCUAACAUCGUAGGAGGAUCUGGUUUAGAUAACAAGAAUCUCAAUUCGGUGUACCGAGUAUUGUGUUUGAGCUACGAAGAUUUGCCAGUGUGUUUAAAGCACUGCUUCCUUAGCCUAGCCUGUUUCCCUGAAGACUACAGAGUAAAUGUGGAGACGUUGUUCAGUUACUGGGCUGCAGAAGGAAUCACAACGCUGUAUCUUGGUGGAGCAACCAUUCGAGAUAGUGCAGAAGGCUGCCUAGAAGUCUUUAUACGGUGUGAAAGUCCAAGCAUAGUAAAAGUUACAACUUACACCAUACAUUGCUUCUAA